This is a messenger RNA of Liolophura sinensis, 1079 nucleotides long. Its product is annotated as aprataxin-like. The record is from RefSeq and is a predicted model, not a curated record. Gene Ontology annotation, cellular component: nucleus. Gene Ontology annotation, molecular function: double-stranded RNA binding; DNA 5'-adenosine monophosphate hydrolase activity; single-stranded DNA binding. Gene Ontology annotation, biological process: single strand break repair. Bases 189 to 854 code for a protein of 221 amino acids. NCBI's taxonomy places the organism in Eukaryota, Metazoa, Mollusca, Polyplacophora, Chitonida, Chitonidae. The transcript is spliced from 6 exons.
GUUUUGCAGGAUAGAUUUCCGACUAUUUGGACUUUUUUUUUCCUGAAACGCGUAGAGGAUGGAAUCUAUUUUAGCUACGUUUCACAAAAGUGAAAAAUAAUUUUUGUGAACACAUGUUCAAUUUGUGACUUGACAAGUAGAUUGAACCAAUCAAAAGCAUUGUUAGUCAACUGUCUCGCUUUCAUCAUAUGGCGGCAAGAUUGACAGCCGCAAACAAAACAGCAGCAGCGAUGGCGAGUGCGAAAAGGAAAGCAACUGAUGUCGAAAAAACUGCUUCUGCACCCAAAAAGCCUUUCGGACACUGGAGUCAAGGACUGUUGGCUUCGAUGGAUGAUCCCGAACUUAGAGUAGAUGCAGAUGACAAAGUGGUUAUCAUCAAAGACAAGUAUCCAAAGGCUCGUCACCAUUUUUUAAUAUUACCAAAGCAAAAAAUUGCCAGCUUACGAAGCUUGAAAAAAGACCAUCUAGAACUAUUAGAGCAUGUUCACAAGAAAGGCGAGGAACUUGCAAAAAAGACCUGUGAUAAGCUGAACUUCAGACUAGGUUAUCAUGCUAUACCAAGUAUGAGCCAUCUGCAUAUGCACGUGAUAAGCCAGGAUUUUGACAGUCCCUCCCUGAAAAACAAGAAACACUGGAACUCCUUCACUACAGAGUAUUUUGUGGAUUCUAAAGAUAUUAUCAAAAGACUGAAAGAGGAUGGAAAAGUUGAUUUCGACUCCUCAAAGUUUCAAGACAUUUUGAAAAGACCCCUAAAGUGUCAUGUUUGUAAGAAGGAUUUUUCCACCAUUCCUUCUUUGAAAACACACAUCAAACUACACGUGACAGAUGGUUCUGUGGAGAAAAAAGCCGACUGAAUAACUGUAAACACACGUGACGUGUUAAUUCUUCUGCAAGACAUAGCCAUAAUAGUGGUGGAAUUGUAUUAACAUAUAGUAAAACAGUCCUGAGGAAAUGGUUUUUUUCCAUGGAUUUUUUUUCAGAUUUCUUGGUUGUAUGGUGUCCCGUUAUGAGUAGUAUUGAAAGUGUUUCUGAAAUGUUUCUGUGUGUCGUUAGAACAGGGGAGGUAACAAGGGUGCAGG